CUUUCAUUUGACAAACUGCUCAAAAUCAGCCGACACUUUUCCUUUUUUUCUUUUUUCAAAGGAAAAUUUCUAUCGAGAAAGCGCCGCAGAACCAUUUUGGUACUCGGAAGAGUGGAAGCGCUGAGCGGCUGAGGGAGCGAAGAACCCCCCACAAGCUGAAAAUGCUGGCGAAAAGGUUCCUUUCCAUAUUCAAGCGCUCUCCAACUCCGAACGCUUCCAGCAGUUCCGUAAGGCCAUCGGAGGAAGGGGUGAAUAAAUCCUGGGGUCGCAAAGCAGUCUCCUUUGUACUUGUUACUGUUACUGGUGGUGUAGCCUUGAGUGCUUUAGAUGACCUCGCCAUUUAUCAUAGCUGUAGCAGCAAAGCCAUAGAGAAAGCCAAGAACAAUAAAGCAAUUAUAGAUGCUAUUGGAGAACCCAUUGUUAAAGGUCCAUGGUACAAUGCAUCACUUGCAGUAGCUCAUAAGAGACAUUCUCUAUCCUGCACGUUUCCGGUAUCAGGACCACAAGGCACGGGGAUCGUCCAACUGAAGGCAGUUCGUAAUGGAGAGGACUCCUGGAUAUCGUUUCUCCGGCCACGAGACUGGGACAUCCUGAUCAUGGAUGCUCUCCUACAUGUUCCCGAAAACGAAGGUAAGCAGCAAACACUGCGUAUUAAUCUCACUGAGAAGUUUGCCCCUGCUGCUGCUCCUUGUGUCGCAUGCACUGAUUGUCAGUCUCCAACGGCAGAGAAGAGAUGAAGUCAGCUAGUAAGUUUGCAGCUUCUCAUUAGUUUUCUGUCCCGACAUGAUUUCGAGCUGACCUAAGGAUUAAAAUAUUCGUUAUACGCAUCAAAAUAAUAUUUUUCUGUGGAACCAGCUUAGAAGAUUAUUAUCCAACAAGAUUGCUAACAUCAAUCACUCUGUUUUUUAUUUCAUUUUUUUGUAUGGAUAGCGUUCAUGUUAUGGGCGCUGACAUAAACUUUCAUUUAUACCACUUUGUGAGAUUUCAUUAUA
Molecule: messenger RNA, 992 nt
Organism: Cucurbita maxima (winter squash)
Lineage: Eukaryota; Viridiplantae; Streptophyta; Magnoliopsida; Cucurbitales; Cucurbitaceae
Exons: 4
Coding region: 162-737 (191 amino acids)
Source: RefSeq, a predicted model, not a curated record